UCUUUUUGAAGUGGGGUGGGGUGGGUGUUGGCGGUGGUUUAUUUAAGGGGCCGCUGUUUGUAAGCAGCUCAACGCCAGGAUCCUUCAUCCUCUCCAUGUGACGGCGCCAUUUUAGAGACGGGGGGCCGAGGGCGCGAGGCGGCUCCACAAUCCUCCGGGGCAGCGGGUGGCCGCCAUCUUAGUGCAGGGCAGGAACCUCCCCGUCCCCAUAGCCCCUUAGUUUGCAUUCCUCCCCCCGCCAAACCCCACCCCUUAAUAAUUCACUCCCAUAUUAUCCGUCAUUAUUGCUACGAUCGAAGUGACACCCUAAAGAGGUUUUGAAGUUUUACUUCCUACCCCCCCACCCCACCCCCUGCCUCUCAGCUGUGUGUUUGUGGCAGUGGGGGAAGGCCGCCCCGCUGUAUCCCACAACCCUCCGGGCCGGUGCCCGGAUGUGGACGGUGGACGAUGGCGGCGCCCAGCGCAGCGGACUCCCCGAGCCGGAGCUGGACGAGCGCGGCGGCCGAGACCCCGCUGGACAUCGCGGCUCCCGCUUGGGCCGAGGUGGCGGGAGACCCCUCCGCCGAGCCGCCUACCCCCAGCUGGACGGGCGGGGCAGCCGACAACCCGGCGCCCAGCCCCAGCCGGCCUGCUGCCUGCCGCGGGAUCUCCUGGACCCCGGCCGAGACCAACGCGCUGAUCGCCGUGUGGGGGGACGAGAGGCUGCAGGACGUGCUGGAGGGCAACCUGCGCAAUUCGCAUAUAUUCGACCGCAUCUCUCAGGCCCUGCGGGAAAUGGGCUAUGAGAGAAGCGCCAACCAGUGCAAGGAGAGAAUCAAGACUCUAAAGAGGUGCUAUAGUCGGGUAAAGGAACGUGGUCGGGGUAAGAGAACCUGUAACUACACGUUUCAGCAGCUGGAGCAGGUCUUCGGGCGGGUGCCAGUUGUGUGGGAACCGAACACCUAUCAGCCGGUUCUUAUUGAUAGCAGCGGACUGUACCAGGACGCAAAAUCAGACACUAUUAACCUGGAUGACAGCCGGGAGGUGCAGCCAACUCAGUUGGAAGAUUGGGGAAACCAGAAGCCAGAUUUGCUCAUUAAACAAGAGCUGCUUAUGAACCAGAAGCAAGAGUUGCAGGCCUACCAGAAACAGGAUCUCUCAGUCUACCAGGAUGCAGACGAGGACAUAGAAGAAAUGAAUUUUGUGAAGAAGAAGCCACCAACAAGGCACAAUUCUACAGACAACAUGCAGAAGCCGGAGAUUCUGCAGGCCCUCACAGCACUGCUAGACGCUGUCCAGCCCAGAUGGCAGGAAUUCCAAAGUUAUGAUGAACUCAGCAGUAUGCAAUUCACAAAUAAACUCGGAAUUUUUGCCAUUGGGUAUAAUACACGGUGGGUCGAGGACAUUCGGUACCAUUAUGCAGAAAUCAGUUCCCAGGUGUUGGUUGGAAAAAGACUGAAGGAAUACUUAAACCCAGAUAAACCAGAGGGCAAAGUGAUUGCGAUCAAGCGUCAAAAAAUGAACUGGAAGAAAGUCUAUUACAAGCUUUUUGAGAUCACUAAAAGUGAAGCGCGCUGUCUUGAGCUGCACUUCGCUUUCGAAUGGAUACCCAUCGCACUUUCCCGAGCGGCUGGUGACAACACUAUACAGUAUUUGCUUCCGGGCGGGAUCCCGGACACCAAUGGCCUCUACGUGAUUGGCUGUGAGGAGGCUGAAGGCGAGGUUUUUUCCCCGCGGCGAGAUUACGGGAUACGGGUGCUGCCCAGAGUCACCCUGCGGCGGGAUUCCGGCAGCAACACUGCUGGGCCCUCUCUCUUGGAGAGCGAACUCGUCGACAGCAGUGAGGUGAAGUCAAAAAUCCGCUAUUGUUACUUGGGCUUAGCGGAGGAGGCGACCAUUCGCCAUUGCAUACUGCAACACUUUCAACCGCCUGUCAAGAUGCUGGGCCUAGAGACCUGUACAAUCAACAGCUUCCUCGCUGAAAACUGUCGGGCAGGAGCCAUCUCCAGAUCUAUUUACAUCAAAUUUAUAGAAGUAGAAAAAGAGUAUCUGUCUGCUGGCUGCGUAAUUGAGUGUUUGGAAAAAGCCAUGGGGUAUUCUUUACGAUUCACAAAGUAAAUCCCGACAGUAACGCACGUAUUCAGUUGUGAUGUGCAGAAGAGUCCUGCCUGGUGACAUUUAGAGCUGUAAUAAUGUCAGGGUUUUGAUUUUGAAGCUUCCCACACUCACUGUCCUAAGGAUUUCGAUGCCAUCGUGGCUGAGGAAAGGGAUUGGGUAGAACAAAAUUGAAUGUUCAAGACUAUGGGUGGAAUGAUUGGGAGCACAAGGCAGGAGCUGAAAUCAUGGAGAGAAGGAGUUUGCAGUUACUCUGUUCCAUAGAAAGAAGGUUUCGACCUGAGAGAGAAUGUUGGAGCCUUUGUGUCCAUUAAAGGCUUUAAUGGUCUAAUGUCUUGGUUAUGGUCCUAUUAAUGUACAGUAGACUGUACAGUCCAACCAGUUUGCCUAGGACAUGAAUACAAGUUGAGAGCACCUACCUUUCUUAAUGGUCUGGUAGCAUAUUGGGAUGCAUGCUACACUUGUAUUCUCUGGUCUUAGCAUUGUCUAGCACUCAAAUCGACUAGCCACUCUUGUGAUUUCAUUGGGUUAGGAACUAAGUUUCUCAGUGAUAAACUGAGUAACAAAUGUGUAUUUUAAUUGGGGGUAGAGAAAGCAAAGAUGAAGGUGAAAUGGAAAUUGAGAUUGGGUCUCGGUCUGCUGCAAGCAUGCCUGUUCUACUGAAGUUAGCAUUGAACCAGGGUGGGAGCGGGGGCAAAGUUAUGCGGUUAUAUUUGUGUUGUUCAGAAGGCUGCUAGAAUGUAGCCCUGGGAGGCCAAAAUGUCAAUAAAGCCUCCUUUUCUCUGUCAAGUUAUUAUAACUUCCCCGUUGUCAGAAACCCAGUUCUUUGAGCCUCAUUUUAUAUAGGAUCUUGACCCAGCUCCAAAUUUGCACAGCUGCAAUUGUUCUGGCAAUUACUGAUGUGCGCAGUGCCUUGAAAGUAUCCCAGGGUUGGUUUCAGCACAUGCCGAACAAUUUUGUGAGGUAGAUGGCUGGAAUGAAGAUGAAGUUGAAGAGCCAAGAAGGCAAUAGAACUCUUGAUGAGGAAAGCCCUGGUGCAAAUUAUUCUGUUGGGCUUCCAGAGUAUAAUGCCGACAGUGAUUUUAAAGUAACUAGAUGCCCUUGAUUGGUCACUACCGCCUGGGCAUUUCAAAAUCAGUAGUGCACUUCUACCUAGACAGAUAUCUGAUACAAUUGAGAAAGUGUAUAAACAUCCUGGAUUGAGAUUCCAAACAGAGCUUCCCAGACUGUUUUGUAUCUAAGUGAUUUUCCUCUCUUUUCAGACCCAGUUGAUCUCCUCUUUUUAGUUCCUUUUCUAGUCAGCUAAUGGUUAUUCAUUGCAAAGCGAGAGCUACCACCAGACAAUCUGAAGUAAAAUAUUGUUUUAAGACCAAAACAAUUUGUUUGCAUGGUGGUGUAACCCACUGGUGUUCUCAGUACCAUGAGGGAACAUUAGAGCUACAGUGUGGUGCACCUAUGAUUGGAGAUAUUGGGAAUGAGGCUUGGGCCUUUGUUGUGCAGUAUGGGUUAAGGUAAAGUUACUAACUCCAGAGGAUGGUAGGCCUCCUCUCUCAUUAGAGAGGGACAAAGCUCACUUGGUUGGAUGGCAGGUUUGUGAUGAAAUGAUGCCAAAAGCACAGAUUUCAGUUCCCACACCAGUUGUUCUGCCUUCUGUACCUUACCCCUUGCCUGAGACAUGGAGAACUUUAGGUUUAGCAUGCCACCAGGUGUCUCUCUAUAAUGAUAGAAUAGCCUACUGGUCCUCUGGGAUUGUGGUGACCUUAUCUUAUUGUGCAUUAAACCUCCCUCACCUGAGUGUCAAAUUAGCUCAAAAGCUGUCAACAGAUUUCAAUACAAGCUAACUGCCAGGGCUUAGUGGAUCUAUUGGAAUUUUUGUUUUCUAAUCGUUUAAGUUGUUCUUUCUUUUAAAGUAUUGUGCACACAUCAGUUUUUAAUCACUGUUUUCCUUUAACUGAAUUUCAAAAGAUGUCUCUGCUUUGAAGUUUGAGAUUGAGGACUGAGUAAGAAAGUCCUCUGCUAUCACACUCUGUCAGACCAAUGCCCUUUAUUAGAGAGCACAGGUCCCAAAAGUGUCUCAGCCUAACUUGAGCUUGUCACAUACGUUGUCCUCAACAUUAGAAAUUUAAACUCUUUAUUGUAAAAUCCCUCGGGAAAUUUCAAAUGGGUCAUUUAAUCGAUAGCACUAUAUCUUAAUUCUGAGUCUUCUGUUUUUUGGCAAUGGACCACAGCAAAGAUAAACCUAAAAUAUUAACAUUUUAAAGCAACUCCAGUAAAAGAGGUAUCCUCUCCAACAGUAUUUGCCUCACAGUUCCCUUACAGGCAAUAGCUGUAACCUUGUUUCCCAAGGUUUAAAAAUAUCGAGCUUUCACCUUUUAAUAUUAAAACACUUUAAAGUGAAUUCCAGAGUAUGAGCUUCAGUAGCAGCUCUAGGUUGGUUACGCUUCUGCAAAUUAAAACAGGACCAAGUAGAUGAGGACAGUAUCAGGUUUGGUCCCUAACCUGCUCUUGAUUGUAUUGACAGGGAAGUUAUUGAUACCAAGUAGAGGAAAAAAAAAUUGAUUUCCUGAUCCUGUUUGCUUUUGGAAAGAAUGUUGCUUUGUCUUCACUGAUAGUGUGUCCCAUUGUGUGUAUUGCGAUAACCGAAUUAAGCUAGGCUGUGGGACUUCACCUUUAAUCUAUGCUCUCGUAUCCAUCGUGAGUUCAAAUAAUUUGCUGUCUAACCUGAGACAAAGUCUUGGACGAGAUUGGUAGGAUUAUCAACAAUAACGAGCCAUACUUUGAACUGAUGCCUUCAUAAGAGGAAAGGAAGUGGAGGCAAAACACAGCUAAGCAAGAAAACUGAUUUGUUUCUUGUACUUGCCUCCACACUGAAGUUUCUGUAAGUUCUGAAGUUUAUUUUUCAUUCCCUUUAGUAUUCGUUUGUCCAUUCCUUUUUAAUUCUCACGUGUCUCAUAACUUUCCUUGGUGUGGUACUUUUCAGAAGAGUCACAGGCAAAAUUUUAUCAUUUUAAUUUACACUGUUCUUUGUGAAGGGUCAUGCAAUUAUACAGAAGGCAGGAACAUUAAAGUUACACGAAGAGCAUCAAAGCUACCUGCAUCUCUGACACAUUUAGUUAUUCAGAGUAAAUUAACUCUUAAUCACCUGAGCCCAAAAAAGUCAAAAGAUCAAAAUCUCAAUCAACACAAGUGUCUUCAGGGUGUCAGUAAAGCUAUCAACUCCAUUGAAGACAGGCAGAGCAGUUGAUGGGAUGGAAACAGUGUUUGGGAUUAUGUUUUGCAUUACAUGCCAUUCUUCCUCAAACUUGGAAAAAGAUUUGAUGCAGUGGUACUUACAGUUGUAUCACAGAUCUGUUGCUCAGGAUUGUGUUUUAAGAUUUAUACGGCACUAAAUCAACAUGUCUUGAAGCCAUAGAGAUAAAUAUUGAAGUAAAGCCACUUUGCAGCUUUUAAUGUAGAUUCUCUGCUAAUGGAACAAGGCGCAAUAUAUAAGGUACACUUAUAGUGCACUUCAAGUUUCAUAAAAGACCACUUUUGAUAGUUAACUUUUCAUUUGACCCAGAAAUGGAGUACAUGUGGCAACAGUACAGCCAGGUAUUCUGGAAGCUUUCCCAGGAUCAUGACCAAUUUGAGCAAGAUCAUGCAGUGUUGGCUAGAAACAUGGAACAGCCAUAACCCAAAUGUAUUCUGUGGAGUCUCAACUACACUGGAACCAAAAGGCAUGGCACUUAAAAUUGGAAACAUAAUUUCUAGGAACACCAAAAUGUAAUGAUGUAGGGCUGAUUUUUAGUAUUAUCUUACACUGAAGAUCUUUUCAUUGAUAAGUGUAGAACACUUCCACGUUUUUGAAGAUGCUGCACUAGUGCCAUUUAGGUUCAUCACGUCUAUUGAGUGAAAUGUGACUGGUAUCUAUCCUCAAUGUUCAGUAACUUUCUUGAGAUACCCGUGUUACCGAGAUUAAUGAUAUUCAAUAUUAAUCGUGAUUCCAAACUGCUUCAUUGACGUUGUUCUCCUCCCCCCCCCACCCACAGUAACUUCCUAUUCAGCGGUAAAAACGAGGGACAAUAACUAAUUUUUCCUCCUUUCUCAAUUUGAGAAACAGGAGUAAACCAUAUGACUGCUCCAGCCAGCUCCAUUUUUUCAAUAAUCAUGGCUGAUCAUCUGCUUCAACUUCUCUCCUGCUCCCCAUAUCCUGUGAUUUCCUGAAACCAAAAAUCGGUCUGUCUCAGCCUUAAUCCUGUGGGAUAGAACAUUCCAAAGAUUCACCACCUUUUGAGUGGGGGAGAAAAUAUUUCUCCAUCUCAGCCCUAAAAAUUAUUGGGCCUGUUAUCCUGAGACUAUUCCCCUGGGUUCUAGCAACCUUUCACGACCUACUCUGUCAGGUUCCUUUUAUAGCCUUCUUAGUUUCCAUUAAGUUAUCUCUGAAAACAACUGAACUAAUAGAACAUUCUUGAGUUCCUGUUGCCAUCUUGCAGCAGUGUGUCUCAAAUUGUGUAACUGAAGUAAUUGUCUUUCAGUUUUUAAAAACUGAGUUCAGGAAAUUAAGAGGCAGCAUUUCUGCUUCAGGUUAAUGUGCAUCAUUACACUGUUAACCUUCAAGUGAAGCCUGCACAUUGCUGUCUUAAAUGUUAUACUUUGGCAAAAUUGCAGCCUGUUUUAAUAUGAAGGCAAGAAAUUGAAAAAUGUUAAGGUGCGCUUCUGAAACUCUUCCUGUCCCGUUUCGGAACUGAGACCGUUCUGGAUAUGACUACUUCAGUGAUAAGUGGUGGACCUUGGGUGUUAUUUCAAUGUCCAUUGCUGAGUAACUGUAUAGGUCACCUGGAGCACUGUUGAUUUUUCUUUUUUGUUUAAAUUUUUAUUUUGCAGUAUUAGCUUUGAAAUUAUUUAUGCCACUUUGCUCUUAAGUAGCAAGAGUUGAAUGAUUUGUCAUGAGAAUCUAAAGAAAAUAAGUGUCUAAUUGAGGCCAGCCCUAAAAGAACAGCUUCUAUAGCUACAAGCUGGUCAGCUGAGAAAUGAGUUAACUUGGAUAGUGUAUGAACCCAGUUCCAGAAAGCUAUGCAAAAAGCCUUGCUGAAAUUAAGUAGGGCAUUCAUAUCCUUCCUUUAGUUCAAAUUUAAACCCUAUUUUGAGGCUGAUUCCAAAAAGAACCAUUGCUUAUGAAUAAGUGUAUUCUCGAAAAAAAAAAAGGGUGCUAUCAAAGCUUUUUGAUUUGCGCUCAGCAAGUCAGUUGCAACAAUGCCAAGUUUCAAAAGGAACACCAAUUUAUGUUGCAUGAGAAACAGGUAACUUAUUUGCUGGCAAAUUAACUGUGGCCAAGAUGUUGCUAUGGAAAAUGCACAAGGAAACAGUCAGUGUAUCCAAAAUAAUUUCUCUCUAUUCCUUUUAGUAGUUUUAUACAUCGAUUUGAUGCCAUCUAGCUGGAAAUAGUGUUAGUUCCCGUUUCAAGAUUCUCUCCUGGUGACCUGUAGAUAUACUCUGGAGUGUACCACUUUGUUUGGCAGUAGCCCUUUAGUGUCUCAUCAGUUCUUGGUUUGUGAAGCUAACAAGUGAAUGUUGACAGCUUCUAACUGAAGGGAAUGACAUUUGAAUCCAAGUUGAACUUCCAUCGGUGUGGUUGUUUUUUUUUUUCAAGCAGUAUCACUGGAUGUUAAUCAAGAACAUUUGCUGAUUUGUUUCCUCCCCCCUAACCCCUGAUCACGUUAAACGCACUGGAAGUAAUUACAGAUUCUGCUAUUACCCAGGGUAUUAGCUAAUAAAAUACAGCUCAGGAAUCAGAUCUCCAACCUUGUGUGUAUAGUUUAAGUUAUGUACCUAAUGGUGCCCUUAUCCACAAGACCAUUGUGGAGGAGCUUCCAACUUUAUAUUUAGCACAGCUCUAGGAGACAUCUCCCUCUCAUUCCUUUGGAAAAUAUUAAUUCUGCUGAUUUCAGCAGCAAUCCAAUUAGCUUUAUUAAUUGGGUCUGUGAUCCCUCUGUUUAGAAAUACAGUUCAGUAAGUGUGUGCACACAACCUAAUCACAAACUGCUGAUGAAAAUUUUCACUAAUCUACAAUUUGGACAGUGUGGAAACAUUCCAAUCCCACCGUAAAAAGCACAGGACUGCUCUGUACAUAGUAUAUCGGCUAAUAAAGGCACUAACGCUUAGGACCCUGCACCUACAAUAAUGGCUUACAGCUCCCUUUGCUUUCAUGAAUUGCCAGAGUGCACACUAUGUUGACACCUGCCUAGGUUCAAUGUUACGUUCUUACAUAGUGCAAGCAUUCAAGAGUGGGCAUUUUAAGUACUCUUAAGUAACGUAAGACUACUGGAGAUCCCAUUAUAAAUGAAGACCAAAUGAAAGUCAGAAAAACAAAAACCAAAUCACUGGAGAAAAUCCCCAGAACAAGCCACUGUUCUGAACGAUGACCAACCAGGCAGGCUGAACUGUAUUGUUCUUAGUUUAGACACUGUUGAUCAUAUAAAGAUGAAGAUUAUAGUUAGAGGUAACUUUAAACAAAUAAAAUUGUAUUUUUUACAUUUUUGUGCUUUGAUUUUUCCAAAAAGUUUUAUUUUGGAUGUUUCUUUGCCCUCUGGUAAUUAAGCUGUCUAAAGCUUUGAUUUUAAACAGGGCAGCCAUUCCUCAGUAUGUAGCUGACCAAUGAUGCACAUGCUCCAUAUAAUACAGACGUAUGACAGCCAGGACAAGGUGUGAAGUUGUUUCAUCAGCAAGUGGCUGAUUGUUGCACUGAUGUCCAAAUGUCCACAUUUAGUGGUAGAAUUAAAAUCUAACUGAGUUUGCAGCAACAAAAAAUCACAGAAUAGCAAAGAAAAACAUGAACAUGUUCUUUUUCCAUUUUUCUUAACUGAAAUAUUAUGUGGUAUUUAUCCCUGCUGUUUUUGAUUAUAUUGUAAUACUUUAUGAAAUGAUUUAUCCUUGUAAGAAGGAAAAGAAUAAGCAUCUAUGCUGACCAGCAAGUGCUUGAGACUCGAAUAUGGAUUAGAAUGUUGGCUCCAAGUGAGAAAGACAUAAGAUCAUCUUUUGAUUUGUAAAAUUGGGGGAAUAUAAUCCUCACUCACUGCCCCACAUAAGAAUGUUAGGGACUUCCCAUUAUUUUCAAUGGGGACUCUCAGCGGCUUUGGGAUGUUUUGGUGAGAUAUGUCUUGUAUUCUUCUCUUGAUGCAGCAUUAAGCUAUAAAUUAUUAGAUAUUAAAGACCAUUAUGACUUUA
Messenger RNA from Rhincodon typus (whale shark), 9297 nucleotides. RefSeq names its product myb/SANT-like DNA-binding domain-containing protein 2 (gene msantd2). Lineage: Eukaryota; Metazoa; Chordata; Chondrichthyes; Orectolobiformes; Rhincodontidae. Bases 448 to 2097 code for a protein of 549 amino acids. The transcript has 4 exons. The record is from RefSeq and is a predicted model, not a curated record.